This is a messenger RNA of Meloidogyne enterolobii, 459 nucleotides long. The record is from the annotation of a GenBank genome assembly. NCBI's taxonomy places the organism in Eukaryota, Metazoa, Nematoda, Chromadorea, Rhabditida, Meloidogynidae.
GCAUAUGCAAAUACAAUUUGUACCAAUUCCAAAAUCAAAAGCAAAAUCAUUAAAAAGUACAUUUUUGAAUGCUGCUCAAUUAAAAAAUAUUGAAUUUUGUUUGGGAUUUAUUAAAUGAAGGAUCUCCAUAUUUUUACGUUGAACUUCCCGACGGGACGAAAAUGUUGAGUAGAACAAUGUCUCGUUUUCCGUUACAAUUUGGUCGAGAGGUUCUAGCUUCAAAAGCCUUACUAGACUGUGAGGAUCACAUCGAUUGGCGUAACUGUUCGCUGGAAAAAGACAAAGAAGUUGAGCUUGUAAACAAAUUAAAAAAUGGGUUUAAACCGUUUGAUUUUACUAAUACUGAGGAUUCUGAUGAGGAUGAUUGAAGAUGUUAAAUUAAAAUAUUUUUUGAAGGUUUUUAUUUUAAACUUUUUUAUUUUCAAUUGUUGAUUAUUUUCCUUUAUGUUACCAGGGGUC